CCGUUCUCAGUGGUAAAGAUUUAUUGAUCGGCCUUUGGUUUGAACCCGAUGUUUGCGUGUUCCGGGCAGCUUACGUAAACUGUCCCACUCCAUCUGUUUGUGCUAAAUAUAUGGAUACUGCACUCGAUCCUCGAAUAACCGAAUCGGGUACUGACAAGGAAUCGCACAAUACACAUGUUGAGGAUAUUGACUGGAAUGAUACAGCUGAUGGAUUCAUUCUCCCAGAAAUUGAUAUACCUCAUGAUCAAGUUUGUACAUUGGCGGGCCUCCUUGAAAGGACAUCAUACACCAAUUCUCCCACAUCUUCUGAACUUGAGACAACACUCUACUCAAGAGCACUAAACGCAGACCAAUCGAAAAUAAAGCAGAAUUCAGAAGAUGUCAUCAAAGGGUAUGGGGAAGACUCUACAACGCCUCUCGAAUCAUACUUCUUGUCGACGCCAAAUCUCAAGGAUAACAGGCGGUCAUUUAUAUCUAAGCCGUUCAAAUCACCAGGCCCAGGUACGAACGCAAGUGCUAAAGAAAUUACAGGCAGUGCAGACGAUGACAGUGAGGAAGGCGAACGGUUCGAUGUUUCAGCAAAUUUUAAUAUUGAAAGUUCUAAUUCUGGCAAAGCAAGAGGAAAUACUCCACAAGGAAGUCAACUGAAUGCUCCCAGCAGAUAUGAUAAGUACACCUUUGAUCCUCCAAAACCGGAAAAGGCCUGUCCAAAAUCUAAGCGACAGAAAAAGUCUCGAUCAGAUGUUACCCACUCGGAAACUAUGACUGCCCCCAAAAGUACCGUGUGUGUCACGAAAGGUCCGGGUAUAAUGUAUCAGUUGCAAUUUUGCGCAGAAAACUGUCGCCUUCAGCCACUCUUCAUUGACAAACGUCAAGAAGCCGCGGGUGAGACAGACAAAAAAAUUCAACCGGCGCACUAUGAAUACCGAGACCCUUCUAAGAGCAUAGGCACGGGCGUGCAUGUGCUACGACAGAGAUAUGCUUUAAGUACAGAUGAAAAUCCACACAAAGCAAACAGGCCUGUUCUACCACCUUUGAGAGUCUAUACGGAUGAUAUGACAACUAGCCGAAAACGAGUUGGUAGUGCGGUUGGACGCGGAAACGGAACUGGUAAUGUGUACUUGGUUUACAGAGAUAUUUUAUUCAGAGUUAGAACACCCGCAUUUCCUAUUUCAAGUAUGAAACUCCCUGUCUCGGAAGAUAUUGCAGCACAGUUGACGCAACUUGGAAUGCCCACUACGGAUUCACUUAAAAACAAGGGUAUUCUUGUUUGCCGAUGUGGGUUCGAUCUGCUUCAGUUCCAUUUUGACAUGGUGCAAACUUCUCUUAACCGAGUUGAGCUGAAGGGUACCGUGGCUGUGCAAACCGAAGACAAAAUGGUGUACUUGAAGGAAAAAUCCAAUAUAACCGGGCGUAUGUGUCUUCUGGCUGUGCCAGAAAGUACAUAUUUUUACCAGGAUCCGAUGGUAAAUAUCCACCGCUUGCACAAGCAUCAUCAGCUGAAAAACGUAAUGCCCCUGUGGAAAUACGAACUGAUGAGAGCACGACUGGCAGAACGACGUGGAGCUACACAAACAGAGUCGCAGCUUCAAAAGGUCUUUCAGCAAACCAGAGGCUCACGCUUGUGCUUUGAAGGACUUGAUAUGAUCAUUACAGCCCAAGCCGGAUUGCUGUGUUCAGAAGUAUCAUCAGGACAAGAUAAUUACAAUGAACUGCUCUACGGGCAUCAGAACGAACGAUUUAGACUCAAGAGGCCCCCACAAUUUGUCACCCAAUCGUCCAAAAAGACCGAGGAUAAUGAAGCAAUAAAUGUAAGUGUAAACAAAAUGCAACUCCAUAUUCUCGCCACUGGUGGCUUCAUUCGAAGUACCAGUAACUCAAAGGUGUUUGAAAUGCAAGGCGGCAACAUGUCGCAUGACCGCAAGAUGUGGUCCCCCGUAGAUAUCUUAUCUGACUACAUAGCCGGUUCAAUUGCAAAUGUCAUCCGAAAAUUGCGCGAACACGAAGUUGCAGCCUACAAGGCCGGGGUUGGCGGUCCAACAGGGGAGUUGGUGGCGUCCUUUAUAUCGGCCCUCGAUGAACGUGCUAAUGAAAGGAACAUCGAAAUCGAAAAGAUGUGCGCCCAUCAUUACCAGGGGUUCGCGGAAGCAACUAGAGAUUUAUUGAGCAUACAGAAUGAUUCAUCAACAAUGCAGAGUGACAUCCAGGCCUUGAAUACCAAACUAGAGGCGGCAGUGGACGCACUUUCCCUGUCUGUCGAUGUAUGUUGUGUCUCCAAAACACGCGUACAAGACCUCACUUCUGUCAUGCUCCUCAAGCCGCUUAAGACGAUCCCAGAUGUUGCACAUUUCACUCUUCGGGCAUCCGGUGAUCCUGACACAAUGGCUUGUGGUAUCUACGGUGUGGGAGUUGCACUCAGCCUCAAAGCUAAAAGCGCCUUACUGGACUGGAUCCCAGUAAACAGUCGUCUUUGCGCUGUUUGGUUAUCUGGUUUCUAUAAUCACGCUAUCCCAACCGUUCCCUGCGCACAUCUAGAUACCCAUAUGACAUCCCUUUUUUACACCGAACAGUAUAACUCUUCAUGCUCGGCGCUCUCAAACUGCAAAGUGACUUUGGAAAUCAUUGAACAGUGCAUCGAAGCUCUCCAGUUGACUUUGCCAAUCUUGGAACAGUACUCUCGAGUGGAGCAAAGCAUCUCUGAGGGUCGGUUUCAUAAUGCAUUACGCACGCUUGAGGAUCUUGAACGUAAUCAACUCGACCGUGUUCGUUCGUAUGCCUUUUCUGAGGUUAUGAGUUACCGAAUCCCGAUUAUGCGGGCUGAGAUAAAGAAUGCCAGUCUCGCCCAGCUGACCGAUUUUCUUGAGCACAUACGGAAACAUUCUGUUCGACUGGGUGCAAUAGCAAUGAAGGAAAGCGCUGAUAUUUCAGGCAUGGACAGUGAGGAGCUUCUAGGUUCCAUAGGCGGCGGAUCCAAAGAGUCUUCAAAGAUGAAUGAUCCUGAAAGUCAAACUCUUGACUCGCUCACGGGGUCCGGACGUUCGAAACAAAACAGCGGUGAUGCUGCAGCAGUUGUCUUGGAGAAAGAGCUUGAUGAACUUCGCUUGGUUGCAGCGGAUUGUUACGAUGAGGAUGGGACAGUUACGGGUUCCACAACCUCAUCCAAAUGCAUACCAGCGCAUCUAAGGAUGGAGGAUCUGGUUGAUUUCGGCCCCGUCUAUCGCUGUCUCCACAUACAUACGAUGUUGAACGAACGCCCCGAAUUUGAACGGUAUUAUUGCGCCCAACGUCGAAAACAAUGUCAACUUAGUCUCAGUCUGACUAUGAACCAACAGACAAACCUCCGCAAGUACGCUGAAUUCUUCGGUGGUAUAUGUGGAUUUUUCUUCAUCGAUGACUAUCUGCGCCAUACAGUGCCCGGUUCGUCCACAUCAUUCCAGACAUAUUUAGAUGAGUUGUGGGGCGCCACCACGGAGAGAUUGGUUGAAUUCGCCCGACUAAACUCGGAUGCAUGUGAGUCGGCGGACGAGCUUAUACGGUUGAAAGACUAUUCAACCUUGUUCAUCCGGACCAUGACUAGUUUGGGCUUCCCCGCAGCCGGUCUUUCGGAAAUGAUUGCAUGGAUCCAGCGAAAGUAUCACCGACUUUUGGCGGGUCAGUGGCGAGAAAAAUUUGACAUGAAUUAUGCGGACAGCCGUUGCAUACGAAUCCACAACGUUCUUUCAGCUAUCAGGUUUGAAGUAAUUCUCAGCCAGGAUGAUUUCACCCCCAUAAAAAUAGCGAACUCUGAUGAAAUGAACAAACUGGUGAAUCUUUAUCCACCUGGACUCACCGCGGAGCUUGACGCCUUACCGUACCCCCGCCAGCUGUGCUACUCUUGGAUGGUCCCACGCAUUUACAAAACAGUGCGGGAUUAUAUCGACUUGUGUGGUCGAUUUUGUGCUCAUGUCGAUCUCUCUUGUAGUGAGCUGGAGGAUACAGUGAAUCGAGUGACUAACUCGUUGUUCAUCGACUGCUUGAACGUGGUCCUGGUCAGUAGCAUUCGACAGUCCGAGCGUAUGCUUCCUCGGCUUAUACAGUUUUGUACAAAUUUGGAGGAGCUUGAAACUGUAUGUGGUCAUUUGGAUGCUCAUCUACAGACGUUGAUCCCCACAGCGGCUGUGAACGAAGUUGUGGACUCAAGUUCUCGAAAUCUGAUCCCCAGUAGACACACCAAUCAGGAAACAGAUCUGGCUCCAAACUUGAUUACCGGCGCCAAUCCUCCAAGAAGUCGGUUGCAUGGUGCCUCACUCCUCAAAGACAUCCGCUCCCUAGUCGAAAGUCUCAUUUAUGAUCACCUAAACAACUGUGUGGAGGAAUUCAUCGGCAUGGUCAGUUACAACCAGGCGAGCACCGGUGAAUUAAAUGGCAGUUCAUACCCGGUGGCUUUGAAUGGAGCUGUCAGUGAGACGUCUCUCAAACCAAAUGAGCACAUUGUGGACAUGACAACAUGGCUGUCGACCACAUUUCAGGCUUUCGCAAACAUUCCUCCAAAAGUUGCGCAAACCGCUUGCAUUUCUGUGUGCAAGUGCAUUGCCGCUGCGCUGUACAGAUUGCUGUUAAACCCACAGUUUUGUGAAUUAUCAGAACUGUCCAUAAUGCAAAUGAGUGCGGACUUGAGUCAGUGCGAAAACUUCGUUCGGACACAACCGGUACCCGGUGUAGACCGCCAAAUGCUAUGGCUCAUAUUUGCCGAUCUCCGUCAACUACUGGACCUGUUUCGACGGGAGGACUGGGCGGUAUUCAUCUCUUCCUACGGAAAACCAGACAACCCGUACGAUCGUGUUUCGUCAACUGUAGCAAUCAGGCUUCUAGAGCGCGCCAGAGAAACCGAGAAGAAGCGUGGCGGAAUUUUAGGCGGAUUGUUCAAGGGAGAUCGUGAUCGUCGAAGAAAAGUCGAUGAUGUCCUCCGUCAACUACGUGACAUUAAAAUUCAUCCUCGCCAAUGAAUCUCCAGAAGCUUUCCAACUUACGAAACCCCCAGUGCAAACGGACUCUUAGUCGUGCGAUCUCCAGCUUUCCAGUCGGAUAUUGUCUUUCUUCGGCCAGUCAUAUCGCAUUGGAUUAUCACUUGUUGAUGCACUGAUCUUCGAAGUUGCUUUAAAAGACACGUGGAUAGUUCCGAGCAGUUGCAUUAUUUUCAAGUGUUGUUUAUCGUUUUGUACUUAAUGACUUCUUCAAAUGCCGUUUGUUAAGAUUCAUUACUCGCUACAAAAGUUCACUGAACUCCGGAA
This is a messenger RNA of Opisthorchis viverrini, 5270 nucleotides long. RefSeq lists its product as hypothetical. The record is from RefSeq and is a predicted model, not a curated record. NCBI's taxonomy places the organism in Eukaryota, Metazoa, Platyhelminthes, Trematoda, Opisthorchiida, Opisthorchiidae. Gene Ontology annotation, biological process: Golgi to plasma membrane transport; intracellular protein transport; exocytosis. The annotation marks the transcript as partial. The transcript is spliced from 13 exons. Gene Ontology annotation, cellular component: membrane; exocyst.